Lingula anatina is the source of this 1659-nucleotide messenger RNA. RefSeq lists its product as uncharacterized. Lineage: Eukaryota; Metazoa; Brachiopoda; Lingulata; Lingulida; Lingulidae. The record is from RefSeq and is a predicted model, not a curated record.
UCAGACAUCGUGUUGUUUCCGUGGGGAAAGGUCGGCGUGGUCUACAAGGAAGUUUUUUAGCAUUCAGCAUACUCUAACAGGCCGUUGAUAAACCAGCAUGGUUUAUAUCAAACACUGUUGUUAUGGAACGUGCAAAAACGACACUCGUUUUCCUGACAGACCUGAAAUGCAAGGUACUUUUUUCAUACCAUUUCCGAAACCUAUUACAAAAAGGGAACAGUGUGAAAAGUGGAUACGCGCCUGCGGUCGUCCGACUGAACAGUUUAACGUAGCAAGAGUGACAAAAUCUACUUUUAUAUGUAGUAAGCAUUUUGUGGGAGGAAACGGGCCUACCAAGGAUCAUCCAGACCCUAUACCUGCUGCUGCUGCGUGCGAACAACAGAUUCGGAAGCUAAAACGUUCAAAGAAGAUAGCUCCAGUCUUGCAUCAAAAUCGGAUCGAUGCUGCGGAGGCGUUGCUCCAAUUGAGUACCAUGUCUACAAAUUUGCCUUAUGUGACAGAAGAGACAGAUUAUGAACCAGUAUUACAUGCAGAAAAAGAAUCAAAGGAGAAAAAUGAAAGUGUCAAUUCAGAAUCACAGGUAAAGAGAAGAAGUGCAACGGACAAAGUUCAAAGAAAAAGGUUGAAAAAGUCUCAAGUCCAAGUUGUGGCGUGAAGAAUCAAAGCAAAGUUAUUUUGAGAAACUUCAUUGAUAUGAGAGCAGAGACCUUACCAGCCUCCUUACUCCAUCCACAGUUGAUAAUUUGUUUCAAAUUUCAUGGAGAGACCCAUUGGAAGGUCGUUAUAAAAGGAAUCUUCAGUAGCUGUUAUAGUUGCAGUGUCUGCAGAUCUUGGCUGGCGUAUCUGAAUUAUUUAUUGUGUCAACCAGACGCACCACCAAGUCCAUGGCUGUUUUAUUCUGCACUUAUUCACCCUUCUUGUAAGGAUGGCAAGGACCAUCUGGUUCAUUAUCAGUGAUGCUUACCCUAUGGAAAAAAGUUGACUGCUCAUUCCCAGGUAUUUAUUUUCUGGACAUGUUCUUUGGCUGACUGGGGUAGGACUGAUGAAAGUUAAAAAAGAGUCAGAAAAUACUCAAGCACUCCAGGUUGCCCAAUGCCUAAGGUCCUCCACAACCUUGCAACCCCAGGGCAAUUCCCUGAGGUUGAUGGCAGAAAUAUAUGAGUUAAAAAGUGUAAAGGGGAGUCAGGUUGCAAUUGGUGGUUUGGUACAAAGACAAAUUAGAGAUGAAAGCAGAGAUGAUCAAAACUAGGACUUGUGAAAAUUACCAAAAUUUUGUGAUUGCCACGGAAGCUAGUGUUUCAACCUGUUAAAUGGGCAUUUAGUUUUGGACAGACAGAUUCAAGUUCCAUAGUUUUCAUCAUUGAAAGCUUCUGCGCACCACCUAGCAUUAUUCUGGUCCAUUAUGUAAAGAUUUUUGGUAGAUAGUAUACUUUAUCCAUUUGGUACACAAAUGUAUACAGGUAUGUACAUACACACACACUAUUUAUUAUAUUUAAUGUUAAAGUGGCAACAACAGAAUGUUUUGAGUCUGUCUCACACUGAAAAAGCAGAAUAUUUUUUGUGAUGCCUUAUUUUUCAGUAAAGUCACCUUCCAACCCCACACAUUUGUUCCACCUUGUUUGCUUGUCAUUGAUACCAGAUCAGAAGAGCUGGGCAUCU